Molecule: messenger RNA, 3189 nt
Organism: Lingula anatina
Lineage: Eukaryota; Metazoa; Brachiopoda; Lingulata; Lingulida; Lingulidae
Product: cryptochrome-1
Biological process (GO): negative regulation of DNA-templated transcription; entrainment of circadian clock by photoperiod; circadian regulation of gene expression
Cellular component (GO): cytoplasm; nucleus
Molecular function (GO): DNA binding; FAD binding
Source: RefSeq, a predicted model, not a curated record
UGAUUCGUUCUAAAAAGAAAACUCUUAAUAUGUCGCAGAGGAACGUCCUGGGAGCUGAAAGAGUCAAGGUCAUGUUCCACUCGUAACCAAAACGGUGAACGAACUUUCACGUUAUUAAAUAUAUUAUAUUAGGAGUCAGGGUUAAGUAAGCUGAAUAAACACAGCGACAGACUCCUCAGAAGGUCGUUCAGUGUUUACAAGUACAAUUGAGCCAAAUCUGAGUUAGUCGUUUGUACGUAUAUACCAAGGCGAUGGGUAAAUGCGCAAACUGGGUAGACAGCUGAGUUUGAUCAAAUUCCCUUAAACUGUUUAAGGAUGUAAGUACAUGUACAUAACAACAUGGGAAAGCAGGAUAAAAAAGAAGGCGUUUCUAUCCACUGGUUUAGACAUGGGCUGAGAUUUCAUGACAAUGCCUCCUUGCAAGAAGCCCUAAAGGAUGUAAAGGAGUGUUACUUGAUUUUCAUAUUUGAUGGUUCUGUGGCAGGCACAGACACUGCUGGGUAUAAUAGAUGGCGCUUUUUGCUAGAGUGCCUAGAAGACUUGGACAACCAGCUAAAAGAACUUGGAGGAAGGCUGUAUACAUUUCAAGGCGAUCCUGUAGAGAUUUUACAGAAACUGUUUGAUGAAUGGGGAGUGACAAAGUUGACAUUUGAGCAAGAUCCAGAGCCUCCUUGGCAAAAACGGGAUAUUGCUGUGAAAAAACUCUGUAGAGAAAAGAACAUUGAGUGUAUUGAAAAAGUAUCCCACACUUUGUACAACCCCCAAGACAUUUUGAAAGCAAAUGGAGGCAGUCCCCCCUUGACUUAUGCCAUGUUCUGUGAGGUUUGCAAAACUCUCCCUGCGCCAGAAAGACCACAGCCUGUCCCAAGCUUCUCUGGGGUAUCAUUGCCUGUGGCUAAUGAUUUUUCCAAAUUUGAAUUGCCUACGCUGAAUGAUUUUGGAAUAACACCUGAAUGUUCAGAGCAGAAAAAAAAGAAAACACCCCCCUAUCUUGGGGGCGAGUCUCGUGGGUUGGACUUGUUGGAACUCAGAAGAAUGCAGGAAAAGACUUCCUAUAAAGCUGGAUUUAUUCUGCCACACUAUGUCAACCCUGAUUUGAGUGGCCCUCCUCUUAGCAUGAGUCCACAUCUGAGAUUUGGCUGUGUGUCUGUCAGGAGGUUUUAUUACACUAUACUGGACACUUUCAGAGAAGUUUAUAAGGACCACGAGCAAUCAAAUGAGUUGCUCACAGCUCAGUUGAUGUGGAGAGAGUACUUCUAUGUGAUGUCGGUGAACAAUUCAAACUUCACUAAGAUGGUAAACAAUCCCAUCUGCCUGCAGAUUGACUUCAACUGGGACCAUGAGGUUGUCAGGAAAUGGGAAAAGGGACAGACUGGGUAUCCAUGGAUUGAUGCUUGUAUGAGGCAGCUGGUACAGGAGGGUUGGCUGCAUCAGGUGGGGCGGCAUGCUGUGUCUGUGUUUUUGACCAGAGGGGACGCGUGGCAGCACUGGGAAAUGGGAUUACAGGUUUUCUUCAAGUACCUGUUGGAUGCUGAUUGGUCAGUCUGUGCUGGCAAUUGGAUGUGGGUAUCGAGCUCUGCAUUUGAGAAGUGCCUGGACUGCCCCAAAUGUUUUCACCCGGUGCGCUAUGGCCAGAGGAUGGACCCUGUUGGAGAUUAUGUGAGACGGUAUGUGCCAGAGCUUUCCCAGUUCCCCCUGCGUUAUCUCUUCCACCCCUGGAGGGCGCCACUGGAGGUUCAGAAAAAAGCAGGUUGUAUCAUUGGCAAGGACUAUCCUGCACCAAUUGUGAAUCAUGCAGAAGCUGCCAUGAAAAACGGAGAAAGGAUGUCUCUUGUUCGUGAAAAAUAUGCAAAACUUCCUGACAUUCCUCAUGUGAAGCCUUCUAAUGAUGAAGAAGUAUGGCGGAUUGCUUGGCUGCCGAGAAACUUGACUUCUGUCCCCUGUGUGUCUUCUGACAAAUGUGAUGCUUUGGAUAUUGAUAACCUUGAUGGAUUGAGUAUGUAAAACAUAUAUCCAGUGUCUCAAUUUAGCUGAAUCUCAAAAGCAGUUACCAGGUCACAUAUAAAGGGAAGGCUCAGUAGAUACUGUGUACGUACCAGUAGGUUGAUUAUCUAUCAUAUAAUUUAUGCACACUUUUCAUAUUUCAAUACUUAAAAGGAUUACACAAGAAAGAAGUUGAUACAUUGCACAAAAUUUGCAGCAUAUCAGCCAACAAUUAACUAUUGUUUCAGAAUUGCAAAUCACUUCUUAAAUAUAAUUGAAUACAUUUACAGCUUGGUUAAUUGGUAAAUUACAGAAACAUGCAGAGUAAUGCUUAUGAGUAAUAAUGUAACUGAAAUAUUUGAUUGAAUUAAAAAACAAUUAAAUACUUACUUUUGAGAUAUUAAAAUGUAUACCAUAUAUUUUAAUAAAGGAGGUAUUGUUAUCAUUGUGAAACUUUAAUGGAAUUAAUUUUAUGAAAGUGCAUUAAAACUUAUGCCCAUUGACAUGCUAUUUCUUGAAUUUUUUUGUCAGGCAGUGGAAGUAAAAGUUAAGAAAAUUGUUUUGUUUAUAUUAACAUCAUAUGUUGUGAAAGCUGUAUGUCACGAUAAAUGUUCAUGUGGAAUAUUUUAUAUUAUCAGUAAUAUUUCAAAAGUCAUUAUCAUAUCACUGAGUAAAUUUGUCCAAUCUGAUUGGUUGAAAAGUGCUGAAUAUGGUGCAAUAUACUACACCCCUGACCCUCAUUUACUGACAGUAUUUUAAAAAAAUAGGUCAGCUGCCAAAUAGCGUAGUUACAUCACUUUGGCAGUAUUUUGCCUAACUUUGCAGCGUAUAGUAUUUGCAAUUGAAAUGAGGUAAACAUGGGGUUACGUAUCUUAAUUCUCAGUUAUGUAUUAAGAGUUAUGUAUUAAUUGUAUGUAUUAAUUCGUAAUUAAGAGCAAACACUCCACAACAUGAUGAAUUUGUUACGUAGUCACCUAGUGGAGGAUGAGGAAAAAAUGUCUGUAUUUGGACUCGAAUUGUGCCUCACGCAAUUCAGAUUUUUUAGAGAGCUCUAUACCAUUCUGUGUCCCCCAGUAGGUGAUUACGUAGUUUGUGAUAUUAUAAUAGCAAUGUACCGUAAUCCUGUAAAGCAUCAUUAAAUGAGUCAUUUUAAUCAUUCGUACUGUGUAAAGUAACUCCAUGAAGUGAUCAGUAUUAAUUAUGUGA